AUGGACUACCAGUGCGUGGUCGUGUACACCGUCAUACACAUCCCGCCGCCCGGGCAGUACGGGGGUAGGUUUGGGGGCCGUGGAAGGAGGCAGGAGGGGUGUCUCGAAUGGGUCAAGGGGCAGAUCAAAAGAGCGGUAGCGGCCUACCUGCGCGCCCUCAACCUCUCGCCCAACAACGCCGUGGUGCAUGGCAACCUCGCGUGCGUCUACUACGAGCAGGGCCUCAUCGACCUGGCCAUCGACACCUACCGCAGGGCCAUCGAGCUGCAGCCGAACUUCCCCGACGCCUACUGCAAUCUGGCAAACGCGCUGAAGGAGAAGGGCCAGGUGUCGGAGGCGGAGGAGUGCUACAACACGGCGUUGAGGUUAUGUCCGUCGCACGCCGAUUCGCUGAACAAUUUGGCGAACAUCAAGCGCGAGCAAGGGUACAUCGAGGAGGCUACGAGGCUAUAUCUGAAGGCACUAGAAGUGUUCCCAGAAUUUGCAGCUGCUCACAGCAAUUUGGCUUCAGUUUUACAACAACAAGGAAAACUAAAUGAAGCCCUCAUGCAUUACAAGGAGGCGAUCAGGAUCCAGCCUACCUUUGCUGAUGCCUAUUCUAAUAUGGGCAACACCCUCAAAGAGAUGCAAGACGUCUCCGGCGCCCUGCAGUGCUACACGCGCGCCAUCCAGAUCAACCCGGCGUUCGCCGACGCGCACAGCAACCUCGCCAGCAUCCACAAGGACUCCGGCAACAUCCCCGAAGCUAUCCAGUCGUACCGCACGGCGCUCAAGCUCAAACCGGACUUUCCGGACGCCUACUGCAACCUGGCGCACUGCCUGCAGAUCGUCUGCGACUGGACGGACUACGACGCGCGCAUGCGCAAGCUGGUCGGCAUCGUGGCCGAGCAGCUGGAGCGCAACAGGUUGCCGUCGGUGCAUCCGCACCAUUCGAUGUUGUAUCCGUUGUCGCACGAGUUCAGGAAGGCUAUCGCUGCUCGCCACGCUAACUUGUGCCUGGAAAAGAUCAACGUGCUGCACAAGCCGCCCUACAAAUUCUCGCCCGAGCUGAAGGGCCGCCUGAGAAUCGGCUACGUCAGCAGCGAUUUCGGCAACCAUCCCACCUCGCAUCUGAUGCAAUCGGUGCCCGGGAUGCACGACAGGACCAAGGUCGAGGUGUUUUGCUACGCGUUGAGUCAAGACGACGGUACUACAUUCCGCAGCAAGAUAUCGAGGGAAUCCGAGCAUUUCAUCGAUCUAUCGACCAUUCCUUGUAACGGGAAGGCGGCCGACAGAAUCUAUGCCGACAACAUCAAUAUUUUGGUCAACAUGAACGGUUACACUAAGGGGGCCCGUAACGAGAUUUUCGCAUUGAGACCGGCUGCUGUACAGGUGAUGUGGCUGGGCUACCCAGGCACCAGUGGCGCCAGCUUCAUGGACUACCUGGUCACCGACGCUAUCACCUCGCCGGUGGAGCUCGCCUCGCAGUACAGCGAAAAGCUCGCCUACAUGCCGUACACGUACUUCGUCGGCGAUCACAAGCAGAUGUUUCCGCACCUGCGGGAACGGUUGAUCGUCAGCGACAAGAACGGCCAGAAUUUGGCCGACAACGUGGCCAUCAUCAACGCCACUGACUUGUCACCGUUGGUCGAGAGUACCGACAUCAAGGAGAUCAAGGAGAUAGUGAAGGCGAAUAAGCCGGUGGAAAUCAGCAUGAAGGUGGCUGAGUUACCGACCACCACGCUCAUCGAGAACAUGAUCGCCUCAGGCCAGGUGCAGACCUCUUUGAAUGGGGUAGUGGUGCAAAAUGGAUUGGCUACCACACAGACGAACAAUAAAGCAGCUACCGGUGAAGAGGUACCGCAGAACAUCGUGAUCACAACCAGACAGCAGUACGGCCUGCCGGACGAUGCAGUCGUCUACUGCAACUUCAACCAGCUGUACAAGAUCGACCCGAUCACGCUGCACAUGUGGGUGAACAUCCUCAAGGCCGUGCCGAACGCCGUCCUCUGGCUGCUGCGUUUCCCCGCUGUCGGGGAGCCCAAUCUGCUGGCCACGGCGCAGCACCUCGGCCUCUCCCCCGACAAGAUCAUCUUCAGCAACGUGGCCGCCAAGGAGGAGCACGUGCGCCGCGGCCAACUGGCCGACGUCUGCCUCGACACGCCCCUCUGCAACGGCCACACCACCAGCAUGGACGUGCUGUGGACGGGCACGCCGGUGGUGACGCUGCCCGCCGAGACGUUGGCGUCGCGAGUGGCCGCCAGCCAGCUGCACACGCUCGGCUGCCCCGAGCUGGUGGCGCGCAACGGCAGAGAGUACCAGGAGAUCGCCAUCCGACUGGGCACCGACAAGGAAUAUUUGAAAGCGAUGCGACAUAAAGUUUGGACGGCCCGUUCCAAUUCCCCGUUGUUCGAUUGCAAACAGUACGCCCAAGGCUUGGAAUUGCUGUACGGCAAGAUGUGGGAGCGUUUUUCUGCGGGUCUCAAACCCGACCACAUCACGGACACCACCGCUAAGAAGUAA
Phaedon cochleariae (mustard beetle) is the source of this 2502-nucleotide messenger RNA. The record is from the annotation of a GenBank genome assembly. Lineage: Eukaryota; Metazoa; Arthropoda; Insecta; Coleoptera; Chrysomelidae.